AUGAAAUGUAGGUCCAUGAAGGAGGCUUUUGAGCUGGGUGGCGAUUUCCACAGCCGUACGGCGUACGGCAUGUACGAGUACAUUCAAGAGGCCGUGAAGAAUGGCGAGUGCUAUCUGGAGUGGGAGGGUCAGGGGGAGCCGGAUAAGCCCCUCGUGAAGGACAAGUACGCGUCGGAGCGGAGGAAGGCCAAGGUUCUCAACUUCUCUAUCGCGUACGGCAAGACCGCGCACGGGCUGGCCGUGGACUUCAAGACCACUAAGGAGGAAGCGCAGGAGACCGUGGAUAAGUGGUAUUCCGACCGGUGGGAGGAGUUCAAAGUCCGUACACUCCUGGGCCGUACUCGUCCGCUGCCCAACAUCAGCUCCCCGGAUUUCCGACUCAGUGGUCACAGCAACCGAGCCGCCAUCAACACACCUAUCCAGGGUUCCGCUGCUGACGUGGCGGCCGCAGCUAUGGUGGCUAUACACAAGUCAGAGGCGCUGAGGGCCACGGGAUUUAAACUGCUCAUGCAGAUUCACGACGAGGUCAUCCUUGAGGGUCCCCGGGAUCGAUCCGAGGACGCCAAGCGGCUGGUGAUGGAGCUCAUGGCCAACCCCUGGGCCGAGCUGUCUCGCCAUUGGAAUGCGCCCGGUGCCCAGGGCCUUAUGCAGGGCCCUGGCUGGUACCGCCUUCCGCCGGCGGGGGGGCACCUAGCGGGCGUGUGGCGCCACGACGGCGGCGGCGGCGGCGGGGGGCCUGAUGGUGAUGGUGACGAUCCUGCUGGUGGUGGUGAUGGUGAUGGUGGGUCUAAGGUGAUGCCGCUGUUGGUCGAAUUGGCCACCGAUUGCAACGUGGCCGAUACCUGUCACAGUCACAGUUAUAGCCACCAACUAAUUAGUACGAAUCGGGUUGAGGAGGUUUUUGUAGUAAUGCUGGUGAUGCUGCUAUUGGUGCAAAAAGUGCUGUUGGGUUGGUCAGCUUACGACAGCGGUGGUGGUGGAGCUGUGGUUAUGGAUAGCGGUGGUGGUGGUGGGCGGUGCGGUGCGGUAGUUGAGCUGUCAUCAGCCGCGACCGCGGGAGCUAAGUCAAAUGCAGCCUUGGCACCGGAAUCUCCGGAGCCCAGGACUGGUAGGCAGAAGGGUUGGCAUGGAAAACGGGACUCGGAGCAGCGAUGCCCAGACCAGCAGAGGGGCGCCUUACGCCAAGAAACGCAAGGCAAACCAGGUGGUGAUGAGGGUCUGUGUGACCUGAUGGCCACGGCUAAUGACAGCGAUUGGAGCAGCAGCACCACGAGCUGCCUUAAUAUUCCUCUGCCGCGGAGGCGACAGCUCUCCGGUGGCGCGGCUGGAAGCCGGAUUGGAGCCUGGGGGCAGCGCCCACCAGGGAGCAGCUCCGAAACCAAGGGGCGGCCGCGGGGCCGGCUGCAGCCGCUAGCCGGUGUCCUCCGAACGGUCGCCGCCUCGUCCACCCUGUUGGUGUUGCUGGCGGCGUCAAUGUUCUUGGGACCGCUGGGGCCCGCUUCCGCUGCGGCGGCGGCUGCUCCCGCGGCGGCAUUGGAGCCGUUGUCACCGCCAGGGUGUCCACGGGGGGGGGCGGCAACAGUCCCGCAGUCCGCAGUCCACCGCGUGCACCUCCGCCUGCAGACUCCUUUCCUCCUCCCUUUCCUUUCUCUUCUUGAAAUCUUCCUCCGCCGUCCUUUGGUCACCGCCUUCACCGUCCGCGCCAUUCGCGUGCGUCUGCUUUCUUCCCCCCACCCCGAUGGCAGGUCCCCCGCCUUCGCCGAGGGGAGCCCACCGCCGCCGCCACCACCUAGCCCACCGCCGCCGCCGCCACCUAGCCCACCGCCGCCACCGCCACCUAGCCCACCGCCGCCGCCGCCACCUAGCCCACCGCCGCCGCCGCCGCCGAUACCUCCAUCUCCGUCGCCACCAACCCCAGACACGCCCGCACCGCCAUCACCCCAACCGCCCUCCGUCCCGUACUCCAAAACACCCGCCGCCAGCCCGCCGCUGCCGCCGGCGACCUCCACGCAGGGCCCCCCUUCACAGUCGCCACACUCACAUGGAAUCCCCGGCGCCGUACAGGCGCCUCCCGUCUACCCUGACAUCCUCGUCGAGGCAGCUGGCGGCGAGGAGUGCAGGGCAAUGGCCGCCGUACAGGCCUUUGACGGCGUCUCCAUGCUGGUGGUGCAAUCCGGUGUGGCUUGUGACCCGUGGGUCGACGCCGGCCUGACGGCACUCGUGAACGGGCCGCUCGACUUCUUCGACGCCGUUUUCUGCGCGCGUUUCGCCAUCUCCGACGUAACGGUUACCAUCAUCGACGGCAGCUUGUUGUCGCAGCCGCCGCCACUGUCGCCAUCACGGAUCGGGAGCCCGCCGUCGCAGCCGUUAUUGAGGCGCAGUCCGCCGCCGGGGAGCAAAGCUCCGAAGUCGCCGCCCCGGCUGCCGCCGUCACCAAGGCCGCCGCCAGGUACUCCUAGGUUCCCGGCAUCUCCGCGAUUCCCUCGGCCGCCAGCGGUGCCGCGGCCGCCGCGACCAAGUCCUGUCCUGCCGCCGCCAUCCAAGCCUUCCCCUUCGCGGGUGUUCAAGGAGACCCCGGUACCCGCCAGUACACAGCCACCGCUGCCACCGCUGCUACCGCCGCCGCCACCCAGCCCAGACCCUCCAACACCACCGUCACCACCGCCGCCGCCGCCGCCGCCACCGCCGUCGCCCUCAGUGCAGUCGUCUCCUCCUCCCCCUCCUCUUCCCUCGCCUCCAAGCCCUUCGCCGCCACCUCCUCCCCCCCAUCUUCCGCACCCCUCCCCGACCCCUCCGCCUGUCCUUCCCCCUCCAACGUCGCCGCCCACCUACUCUCCAUCCCCACCCCCGUCAACUCCGUCUUCGCACUCGCUAACGCCACCCCCGGCGGUGCCGUCGAGUCCAACGUCGGAGGUUCGGGUGCUUCAGAGCCGCAGCAUCCGCGGCUCCUUCCUGCUCUACUCCGAAGGAACCGACUUCCUAGCAGACGAAUACCAGAAGCAAGAGUUCUCUCAGGCCGUGCAGGCGGACGGCGACCUACCCCCCGCUGUGUAUACCGGAGUGCUGCCCCCCUUUGUGAUUCAUUUGGAGCCCAUCGCCCAGCCAGAACCGCCGGGUGCCCCACGAUCUCCUGCAGCUAACUUUGCUCCGAAACCGCGGCCGCCACCGCCGCCAUCAACCUCGCCGCCGCCGCAAAAACAACAGGAGCACCCGCAUUCCCAACACGAACCGCCAACUGAUGAAACCGCUCUGUCGCCCCCCGACUUCGUACUGCCAAACUGGCCACCUGAUACACCUCUACAGCCGCCGGCGGUCCCCUGGACUCCUUCAUCGCCGCCGUUAGCGCAGCCGCCGCCAUCCGUACCCAGCUCACCGACGCCACCGCCGCCGACGCCGACACCGUCGCCGCGACCGCCACAGGGGCCUUCCCGGCCGCCUAAUGUACGGCCGCCGAAUCCACCGCGGCCCAUACGCUCGCCGCCGCCGCCGCGGCCGCCAUCACCGCUGCGGCCGCCAUCGCCGCCGCGGCCGCCAUCGCCGCCACCACCAUCUACCCCGCCCAGGAAUCCGCCCCCGCGCGUCCCCUCCGUGCCGCCUGUGGACUUGGCGCCGGCCUCCUGGCCGGUGUACGACAUUGCACCGACGGGGGUGCCGCUGAUGCCGCCAGGCUUGCCGACGUCAAUGGAUGCGCCACAAGCGCCGCCACCAGGACGGCCGCCGUCAGCGCCACCGCCGCCGUCGCCGCCACUUUAUCCGUCCAGCGGCGCGGGCCCUACUUCACCCCUACUGCCCUCCUCCCGCUCCCGGUACUUUACACUCACCUUCACGACCCUCCUGCCCUUGGUUUCGGACGACGGCUCCUCUGGAUCCAAAAUCCAAGCCUUUUCCGGAGAACUCACAACUGCCUUGGCAUCACUCUUUCGCGUCGCCGCCACUGGUGUACGGCUACUCUCCGUGUACGUCAUCAAAGUGCCGUCAUCGUCCCCGCCGCCAUCAUUGCCGCCGCCCUCAAUCGAGCCGGCGGUGGCGGCGGCGACGGCGGAUCCAUUCGAGGGCGCUGGACCCCAGACCCCCACUUACCCUGGAUCCGGUUCCGAUCGGGCUCCGAAACCAAUCACCCUUGACGGGUCGAGCCCGUACCCUAUGAGCCUCUUAGCUGAGUCAGCGUUGGCGGCUUUCGCUGGCGACCCGGCGGCCUUCACCGCGGCCGCCGCCGCCGCCGCCGCUGCCGCGCCAGCUGCCCAUCUGGAGGCGCAGUACAAAGUCGUCAUCAAUGCCGCUGUAGACCUAGCCAGCCCCGACGGCGACGGCGGCGGCAGCGCCACCGGCGCCGCCGCCGCCGCCGCCAGCCUCUUCACGGAUACGGCAACAGCCUUCGGAAGUGACUUCUUGGCGGCCUGGCAAGUGCUCAGCGUUGCGGCGGAAGAGACGACGGCACCGCCGACGUCACCGUUGGCAGCCGUCCCUGGAGUACCAGCAGACCCCAUGCCGUACACCGCACCGGCGGCCUUUUCUUCGCCGCUGCAACCGCCGCAACCACCAAGGCCCAAACCAAAUUCGGAAGUUGGUUCAGGAAGCGGUCCCCAGUCCCCGGGCCCUCAGGGCUUCAAUUCCUUCAUGACGCCGCCGGAAGUACGGCAGACCGACGGCAACCCACACCAGCCGCCUGGGGUUGCAACGAAUGCCCUACCUGUUUCACCCGGCGCUGCCGCCGCCGCCGCUACCGCCACCACUGCAAGCGCCCCGGGGAGCACGACCCCUAGGAGCUCUCCCGCUGCCGCCGUCAUCCCUGCCACUACCGCCGGCACCAUCGCCGCCACCGCAUCCCACGCAGUCCUUACCGGCCGAAGCCGUAGCAGCGGCGCCAUCAUCAUUGGCGGCACCGCCACAAGAUCAGUGCCGUACACGUACGGCCGCUCAACCAGUCUCCAACCGCAGGCCAUCCUCUCCGGCCGCAUCCUUGGCGACGGCGGCAGUUACGGCGGCGCUGACGUCGGUGCCGCCGCCGCCACUGCCGCCGCAGCACCAGCGGCAGCACCAGCGUCCAACCACGCGGCGGCCGCUUUGUCGGGAGGCCUGCGCAGCUCCCGCGGCCGUACAGGGCUCAGUGCUCGCAGCACGGGCCUGCCCGUCAACCUCACCAUUCAAUUCUCACCGGCCUUCUACACCGAGGAGGACAUGGGGCUGGGCCUGGAUGGGCCCGUUGAGUUGCCGCUGCCGCUGGCUCCGGACGCAGUCCCCGGAAGGAACUCCGCCCCACGGGGAGCCGCGAGGUGA
This is a messenger RNA of Volvox carteri f. nagariensis, 5277 nucleotides long. RefSeq lists its product as uncharacterized. Gene Ontology annotation, molecular function: DNA-directed DNA polymerase activity; DNA binding. The coding region runs from base 1 to 5277 and encodes 1758 amino acids. Gene Ontology annotation, biological process: double-strand break repair; DNA-templated DNA replication. NCBI's taxonomy places the organism in Eukaryota, Viridiplantae, Chlorophyta, Chlorophyceae, Chlamydomonadales, Volvocaceae. The record is from RefSeq and is a predicted model, not a curated record. The transcript has 17 exons.